Cavia porcellus (domestic guinea pig) is the source of this 4863-nucleotide messenger RNA. It is a transcript of the gene Epha8, whose product is annotated as EPH receptor A8. Bases 27 to 3044 code for a protein of 1005 amino acids. The record is from RefSeq and is a predicted model, not a curated record. Gene Ontology annotation, cellular component: plasma membrane; dendrite. Lineage: Eukaryota; Metazoa; Chordata; Mammalia; Rodentia; Caviidae. Gene Ontology annotation, biological process: ephrin receptor signaling pathway; protein phosphorylation; axon guidance. Gene Ontology annotation, molecular function: ATP binding; transmembrane-ephrin receptor activity; protein binding. The transcript has 17 exons.
CGAGGUGCGCGGCGCCCGCCCCGGCCAUGGCCCCCGCCCGGGGCCGCCUGCCCUCCGCGCUCUGGGUCGUCACGGCCGCGGCGGCGGCGGCCACCUGCGUGUCCGCGGCGCGCGGCGAAGUGAACUUGUUGGACACAUCGACCAUCCAUGGAGACUGGGGCUGGCUCACGUAUCCGGCUCAUGGGUGGGACUCCAUCAACGAGGUGGACGAGUCCUUCCAUCCCAUCCACACCUAUCAGGUGUGCAACGUCAUGAGCCCCAACCAGAACAACUGGCUGCGCACCAGCUGGGUGCCCCGAGAUGGCGCUCGCAGGGUCUACGCCGAGAUCAAGUUCACGCUGCGUGACUGCAACAGCAUGCCCGGCGUGCUGGGCACCUGCAAGGAGACCUUCAACCUCUACUACCUGGAGUCCGACCGCGACCUGGGUGCCAGCACGCAGGAAAGCCAGUUCCUUAAGAUCGACACCAUCGCGGCCGACGAGAGCUUCACCGGCGCUGACCUGGGCGUGCGGCGGCUCAAGCUCAACACGGAGGUGCGUGGCGUGGGGCCCCUCAGCAAGCGCGGCUUCUACCUGGCCUUCCAGGACAUCGGGGCCUGCCUCGCCAUCCUCUCUCUCCGCAUCUACUACAAGAAGUGCCCCGCUAUGGUGCGCAACCUGGCGGCCUUCUCGGAGGCGGUGACCGGGGCCGACUCGUCCUCGCUGGUGGAGGUGCGCGGCCAGUGCGUGCGGCACUCGGAGGAGCGGGACACGCCCAAGAUGUACUGCAGCGCCGAGGGCGAGUGGCUGGUGCCCAUCGGCAAGUGCGUGUGCAGCGCCGGCUACGAGGAGCAGCGGGAUGCCUGCGUGGCCUGCGAGCUGGGCUUCUAUAAAUCAGCCCCCGGGGACCAGCUGUGCGCCCGAUGUCCCCUACACAGCCACUCUGCAGCCCCUGCUGCCCAGACCUGCCGCUGUGACCUCAGCUACUACCGCGCAGCCCUGGACCCGCCCUCCGCAGCCUGCACCCGGCCACCCUCAGCACCGGUGAAUCUGAUCUCCAGUGUGAAUGGGACUUCUGUGACCCUGGAGUGGGCCCCUCCCCUGGACCCAGGUGGCCGCAGUGACAUCACCUAUAAUGCUGUGUGCCGCCGCUGCCCAUGGACACUGAGCCGCUGUGAGGCAUGUGGGAGCGGCACCCGCUUCGUGCCACAGCAGAAGAGCCUGGUGCAGGCCAGCCUGUUGGUGGCCAACCUGCUGGCUCACACCAACUACUCCUUCUGGAUCGAGGCUGUCAACGGUGUGUCUGACCUGAGCCCCGAGCCCCGCCAGGCUGCCGUGGUCAACAUCACUACGAACCAGGCAGCCCCGUCGCAGGUGGUGGCCAUCAGGCAGGAGCGCGCCGGGCAGACCAGCGUGUCGCUGCUGUGGCAGGAGCCCGAGCAGCCCAACGGGAUCAUCCUGGAGUACGAGAUCAAGUACUACGAGAAGGACAAGGAGACGCAGAGCUACUCCACGCUCAAGGCGGUCACCACGCGCGCCACCGUGUCGGGCCUCAAGCCGGGCACGCGCUAUGUGUUCCAGGUGCGAGCGCGCACCUCGGCGGGCUGCGGCCGCUUCAGCCAGGCCAUGGAGGUGGAGACCGGGAAACCCCGGCCCCGUUAUGACACCCGGACCAUCGUCUGGAUCUGCCUGACGCUCAUCACAGGCUUAGUUGUACUUCUUCUCCUUCUCAUCUGCAAAAAGAGGCACUGUGGCUACAGCAAGGCCUUCCAGGACUCUGACGAGGAGAAGAUGCACUACCAGAGUGGGCAGGCACCCCCGCCUGUCUUCCUGCCCCUGCACCACCCCCCAGGGAAGUUGCCAGAGCCCCAGUUCUAUGCAGAACCCCACAACUAUGAGGAGCCGGGCCGGGCAGGCCAUGGUUUCACGCGGGAGAUUGAGGCCUCCAGGAUCCACAUUGAGAAAAUCAUUGGUUCAGGGGAGUCUGGAGAAGUCUGCUAUGGGCGGCUGCGGGUGCCGGGGCAGCAGGACGUGCCUGUGGCCAUCAAGGCCCUCAAAGCUGGCUACACAGAGAGGCAGCGGCGGGACUUCCUGAGUGAGGCGUCCAUCAUGGGCCAGUUUGACCACCCCAAUAUCAUCCGUCUGGAAGGCGUCGUCACGCGCGGCCGCUUGGCGAUGAUCGUGACCGAGUACAUGGAGAACGGCUCUCUGGACGCCUUCCUGAGGAUCCAUGACGGCCAGUUCACCAUCAUGCAGCUGGUGGGCAUGCUCAGAGGUGUGGGUGCCGGCAUGCGCUACCUCUCAGACCUGGGCUACAUCCAUCGAGACCUGGCCGCCCGUAAUGUCCUGGUUGAUGGUAACCUGGUCUGCAAGGUGUCUGACUUCGGGCUCUCCCGGGUGCUGGAGGAUGACCCCAACGCCGCCUACACCACCACGGGCGGGAAGAUUCCCAUCCGCUGGACAGCUCCAGAGGCCAUUGCCUUCAGGACUUUCUCCUCAGCCAGCGACGUGUGGAGUUUCGGCGUGGUCAUGUGGGAGGUGCUGGCCUAUGGCGAGAGGCCCUACUGGAACAUGACCAACCGGGACGUCAUCAGCUCUGUGGAGGAGGGGUACCGGCUGCCCGCACCCAUGGGCUGCCCCCGAGCCCUGCACCAGCUCAUGCUCGACUGCUGGCACAAAGACCGCACCCAGCGGCCUCGCUUCUCCCACAUCGUCAGCGUCCUGGACGCGCUGAUUCGCAGCCCUGAGAGUCUCAGAGCCACGGCCACAGCCGGCAGGUGCCCACCCCCUGCCUUCGCCAGGAGCUGCUUUGAUCUCCGAGGGGGCGGGGGUGGCGGCGGGGGCCUCACCGUGGGGGACUGGCUGGACUCCAUCCGCAUGGGCCGGUACCGAGACCACUUCGCCGCCGGCGGUUACUCCUCGCUGGGCAUGGUGCUGCGCAUGGAUGCUCAGGACGUGCGUGCCCUGGGCAUCACUCUCAUGGGCCACCAGAAGAAGAUCCUGGGCAGCAUCCAGACCAUGAGGGCCCAGCUGACCAGCACCCAGGGGCCCCGUCGGCACCUAUAACUCGGGCAUAAGGUCAUGCCGGCUAUCAGAAGACCAAGUCAGCGGCGGUCAGAACAUCCCCAGAGCUCUGCCUGUCCUGCUCUCAGGAGCUAGGGAGGCGAAGUCUCCGCUGCAGUACCUGGAGUCACAAGGGUCACAUACCUGGACUGGGCCUUUGGUGCUCAGCAUGGCCCGGACAGCUGCCUCCUGGGGCAGAGGGCUUCCUUUCUGCCAGAGCCUUGGGCCUCGACUCACAGAGUCCAACAGAGACAUUGCUCACUGCCUCGUGUGUGCGUGCGUGUGUGUGUGUGUGUGUGUGUGUGUGUGUGUGUGUGUGUGUGAGUGUGCAGUGGGGGUGUGAUCUCAUGAGGUUGCGGGGGGCCAUGUGGAAAAUGUGUGAUCACCUGUGUGUCCACAAUCAGGUCCCAGCAUGCUGUGCAAGUGUUAGAAUGUGUGUGCUUGUCCUUGGGGCUGGAGCCACACACGUGUGACUGGGGCGAUCAUGAAUCAGGAACUCAUUCAUGUGAGCAAGGAACUCAGUGUGGCACUGCCCAGGUCCCAGCACCUACGGGGACUGAGCAGUGGCUCUUGCUUACCCUCUGGCAUGUCUGGAGGUUGGAGCCAGGGGCUGCUUCUGAACCACACCAGCACUGGGCCCGCCCUGGUCCCCGCCUAGGUGAGCCCAUCCCCGGCUGUAUCUCAGGUCCGGGGCCUCCCGCCAGCUGGGGGGCCACCUGCAGCUUCCACCUGGCUCCCACUGCUGCUCAACAGGAAAACAGGGUUCCUGGCCAGUCCCUCUGGCCACCUUUCUCAUAGGCAUCAGGGUAGAGCACUCAAGAUGCCCUUGGCUGGACUUCGGCUGCCUGGCAGGGGCCAAGGGGCUGGUGACUCCCCUCUGGUUCUGGUGCCCCCUGCAACACCAGGUCUCUUCCAGUGGAAGCCCCUUUGCCAACAUCUCACCGCCUAGCCCCACCCCAUCCCCACUCCAUCCUGCCCCGGGGUCAAGGAAUAUAAGAUCCUAGCCCCACCCGCCAUCCUGUACCAUGUGAGAAGACCCACCCUGGAGAGAGGGACACCUUACCCAAGGUCACACAGCAACCGAGUUUCAGGGUUGGAGACUCCUGCCUCCCACCCCGGGGCUCGGUUUCCCCAGGCAGCCAGCUGUGGUGGGAAGCAGGGGCCUGGGAAGCACCCCUCCCCGACAGACCCUCCCCUUUACGGCCCACCAGGGUAUGUAAAUAUCUCUUUUCUACCAUGUCAGAGUAUUUUUUCCUCACUUCUGACAAUGCAAAAAUGUUCUUCAAAGCACAUAAAAAACACGCAGGGUGAGAAAGGCCCAUCCCAGGGAUGUCUGGCAGGCAGGGCCCAAGGAACCCCCCCAUCCCCUGCCAGAUCCACAGGGCCACCCAGCUUCCAGCCCCUGCCCUGCUCCUCCCCAUAGCCAGCACAGCUACCCCGCGAGUCACCAGCACUGAGCCCCCUUUCCCUUCUGCAAUAAUUUGGGGAGUCUCAGCCUGUCCAGGUGCCGCGGCCAGCUCUCUCCACCUCUAUAUAUUAUAUUACUAUAUAGCCGAGCUGCUCUUCCUUCCUAUGGAAGUGGGACACACGGUCAGGACUCGAGCAGGGAGGACCCUGUGUUCCUCCCCACCCCACCCCAGUCUCACCCGGUUUGUGGGCUUGGGAUCCUCACAGUUACAGGGGUACAUGGGGCUGGCACUAGCUGAAGUGUGGCCCCUGCUCUGAGUGGGUUCCUCUCGGGUCCCAGGGGUCUGCCUCUCAGUGGUCCCCAUCCUGAGUCUUGAACUUACCCACAAAUAGAAUAAAUUCUGCCUCAUCUUUG